AUGCAGUACGAAGAACAAGCUCGUGAGUGCUCACACAAUGGUCACAAUGAUAUACGGUGUCAGCCAAUGCACAUCUAUCGGGCCACCAGGCGAUCCUCUCAGCCAUCCUACGUACCUGAUCACAGAGGUCGACUCUCGACCCUCUUGAACGCGCCCGAUCCAAAUGAUCAGGUGGGCGUCCAAGAUCAAGAGAGUAAACAGCCGCCGUCAGCAGUGGAUUCACACCAGGUAGCAUCCGGACGGGAAUCUGGAGGGGCGUCGUCCAAGAAUGCACAACUCCCGUCCAUGGGAUCGUCAUCAUCAUCCUCAUCCUCAUCACAUUCUCGUCCUGGGACGCGAGGAUCAGGGGUUGGAGGGAUGGUGAGCGCUGUGUCACCCCGCGGAGACAGCACAGGUUCGCGUACACAGUUUCAUGCGCCACUCGAGCCCGAAGUGGUGGCCAAGCUGGAUGAUGUCUUUUUCAAAUUCUUGCAGCGCAUUUGCUCCGAUUUGAACGCCUGUGAUGCCAAAGGAGAUCAUAUCCAUCAGCCUCUCAUGGCUAAAAAGAUGCAGCGCCUCGAAGCAUCCACAGACUUCCGACCAUUCAAGUUCCGAAUCCAGGCAUUCACAAACGCGUUUCACGAUGAUCUCGUGAUGAACGGUCUGACCGAGGAUAUUCUUCCGCUCCGUAAGGUCAAGCUCUACCUCUGGAAGCACCGGUACAUCUCCCGGUUCAACGAGGACGGCAAAAAGCAGAAAUCCAAGGGAAAUCAUGUCUGGAACAUCGAGGCCCGCAAGAUUCUAAACCCGACUGGGACGGGGAUGGUAGGACCAGGAUAUGAUCAAAGUAGCGGUAACGGUAAUCGUAGUAGUGGCAGCGGUGACUCAGUCAUGGACCUGAAAGGUGUCGGACCGGAGGCGAUCGCUGCGGCCGGCGGCGGGUUGGGUAUAGUGCGACGGCAGACGAGUCCUGUGCGGUGGGAGUUCCGAGAAUAUUCGAGUCGGAUUGCAGGACAAGUCAUCAAGUUUGCGAGGGUGGGCGUCCCUUAUGUCUAUUCGCCUCGGAUCUGGGAUGCGCAGAUGUCGUGCCCUGCCGCAAAGUUCAGUAGCCCAUGGCUCCCAGGUUGGUUGAAAUGGCACAAGGGAGAGCUCAAGGGAAUUCCAGGCCCAGAGGACGAGUCCUGUACGAUCACCGUCAUUGCAGAAUAUGUCCGCGAGGGUGAAGAAUGCCGGUUAGAAAUGUCCUUUCCACUCACAGUAUCCGAUCCAUCCAAGGAAGGUGAGCUGAUGGACUCACAGAAUGAGCAUGAGGAUGAAGAUGAGUUGGAUGAGCAAGACUAUGACGACCGGGAUCACCAGCAGGACCCUGAUCGGGUCAUGGAGACGGAUUCCGGAGGUGGCACCGUUGUAGGUCAACACAGCUGGCAUCAUCAGCGUAGUAACCAACAUCAGCAUCAUCACCAUCAUCAUCAGCAGCAGUACAGCCAUGUUCAAGUACAACUACAACAACAGCACCAGCAGACACAGCAUCAGCAGACGCAGCAUCAGCUCCAACAACUGCAUUUACAGGAGCGGCCGCUUUCAUUGCCCCAUCAGCAGCAACAGUCCGGGAGUGAGGAUGAACUAGGUACAAGUGACGAGCCGCAAGAUAUGGGCGAGGGAGAGGACGACAUGGACGAGGAUGGCGGCGAGGACGGAACGUUGUGUGUCCGCAAGCAGUCGCGAGAACGGCGAUCACUGAUCCUCACACAGGAGACCAAGCGGAGAAAGCACGACUGA
Molecule: messenger RNA, 1758 nt
Organism: Gamsiella multidivaricata
Lineage: Eukaryota; Fungi; Mortierellomycota; Mortierellomycetes; Mortierellales; Mortierellaceae
Exons: 4
Coding region: 1-1758 (585 amino acids)
Source: RefSeq, a predicted model, not a curated record